UGGCAUCUGCGCAGCCAGUCUACGCCGGUACCAUUGCCCAUCUCGCUGCUGGACCGACUGAGUCGUCCGGUCGGGCAAGAGCUCGGCGUCAACGAGUUGACGGGAACAGAGGACGAGGCGAGCUCGAAUCAGUUCAAGGCUGGCGUCCGAGACGGAGGGGCCGAUGACUCGGAGCCUGUGGCGCCAGAUUUCGCGUCUGGGCUGCCGGUGCGGACGAACCUCGGGCAAGAGGCCGUCAUGUUGUCGUCUUCCGGACGCGAGGCCGGGCCGGAGGAGGGGCUGGCGGGACUCGAGCUCGUCGGCACAGCCGAGGCCGGUGGUGAGUCGAGCAGUGCUCACGGGCGUCUGAGGCAACUGUCCGGACCUGUGGGCGACAAUUGGGCGGAGUUGCAGGCGGAGCAGAUGACGGUUAGCUGCUCGCUGGAUCCUGCAUUUUCGCAGGUCACAAGUCGCCAGAUGCCCCGCCUGAAGCCGUUCAAUUACUACAAACGGGAAAAUAGUUGGGCAAUGUGUGAUGGGCUCUGCGUCUGGGCGCAUCACAACACUCUCGGAUGUUGCCGAGCCAUCAAGAACACACCAACCAUAAUGUCGAAGUACGUUUCAUUUCGUUUGAAGAAGCGACUGUCAGGGAUUCGCAAGUUGGAGCUGUGA
Molecule: messenger RNA, 651 nt
Organism: Protopolystoma xenopodis
Lineage: Eukaryota; Metazoa; Platyhelminthes; Monogenea; Polystomatidea; Polystomatidae
Source: the annotation of a GenBank genome assembly